UCCCAUUCCCAAAAGGCCCCCCACGGAACGAAUGCAAACUCCCUCCUCUUCCAGAAUUUUCAGAAAGAAAACCCACGCGCUCACUAGGAGUAUUGUUAACCAACACAGCUGCUUCGUCUAGACUCCCCAUGGCUAGGGUUCCCAGCAAGCACGGUCGCGAUGAAGCUCUGGAUUUCCAGGGAUUUUUGAAUGACUUGCAGGAUUGGGAGCUUUCUUUCAAGGAUAAAGACAAGAAAAUGAAACCUCAAGCUCCUCAAAAGGAUAAAUCGGUUUCUUCAUCUCGGAGUACUGGAAAAAUUCCCAAAUUUGAUUAUUCAAGGAGUAAUGCAGGAGAAUUUGAUUACAAGAAUUAUGGAGUAAAUAAAAUAUCAAGCGGUCUCAUAACUGAAGAGAGUUUUCCUGAUACUACUUCAGAGAAAGAACUGGGUAAUGAGCAUUUUAAGCAGAAGAAAUUUAAGGAAGCAAUUGAAUGUUAUUCAAGAAGCAUUGCCUUUUCACCAACAGCAGUGGCUUAUGCAAAUCGAGCAAUGGCCUAUCUCAAAAUCAGAAGAUUCCAAGAGGCUGAAAAUGACUGCACGGAGGCCUUGAACUUAGAUGAUCGAUAUAUAAAAGCAUACUCACGUCGUGCAACAGCUAGAAAGGAACUUGGGAAAUAUAAAGAAUGCUUCGAGGAUGCUGAGUUUGCCCUGAGGUUGGAGCCUCAGAACCAAGAAGUUAAGAAACAAUAUACUGAGGCCAGGUCUUUGUAUGACAAAGCAAUUCUUCAGAAGGUAUCUGGACCAUUGAGAGGCUCCGUGCAAGGAAUGCAGAAAGUAGGAAGCUCAGAGAGCAAGGUUAAUGGCCACAGCAUUCAUCCUGUCUUAAAUAAUAUUCAAGGGUCAGAAGUGGCUACUGUUCAAGAUCAUGCCAAGGAAAAUGAUGGACUAGUCCCUGCGAGGGCAUCUGCAGCUGUGGAGGAAAUAGAAAGCAAUGUGAAAGCCGGAAGUAGAGUAGGACAACAAGAAGUUGAUGGUUCUCGGGUAGAUGCUAUUCAGAGUUCUAGAGUGGACAGUGUUAAGAAAAAUCAACGAACUGGAACCCAAGAGCUUAAGACGUCAGUGCAAGAGCUGGCUUCUCAAGCUGCUUCUCGAGCUAUGGCUGAAGCUGCUAAAAAUAUCACAACACCAAAUUCAGCUUAUCAAUUCGAGGUUUCUUGGCGGGGACUCUCUGGUGACCGUGCAUUACAGGCCCGUUUGUUAAAGGCUGUAUCGCCAACUACAUUACCUCAGAUAUUCAAAAAUGCAUUGUCAGCUUACCUACUAAUGGACAUUAUUAAGUGUGUUGCCACCUUUUUCACUGAAGAAAUGGAUCUGGCUGUCAAAUAUGUCGAAAAUUUAACCAAAGUUUCAAGAUUUAACUUGCUCGUCAUGUGCCUUUCAUCUUCAGACAGGGAUGAUCUCCAUAAGAUUUGGGAUGAAGUAUUUUGUAGCAAGGCAACACCAAUUGAGUAUGCAGAGAUGCUUGACAACCUUCGUUCAAAAUACCACCUUAAGCGGUGACAGACAUGUCCCGAAAGGGUUCUUAGAGAUGGUGUUCGAGCUAUCUGAGUAUUUUUUUUUUUUUAAUCCUAAGCAAUCAUUGCACACGACUUUCUGGUCUUAAUCUACUGGCUAGACCUGUAUAAAAACAACCUACUAAUGAGUUAAAUAUGUUCUUUGGCA
This is a messenger RNA of Juglans microcarpa x Juglans regia, 1700 nucleotides long. Its product is annotated as RNA polymerase II-associated protein 3. Bases 129 to 1538 code for a protein of 469 amino acids. The record is from RefSeq and is a predicted model, not a curated record. The transcript has 12 exons. Lineage: Eukaryota; Viridiplantae; Streptophyta; Magnoliopsida; Fagales; Juglandaceae. Gene Ontology annotation, molecular function: protein binding.